CAAGCAGACUUGCAGUUUUAGCCCAAAAAGAAACAACAAAACCCAUCCUUAUUUCAAAAUCUCCUAAAUUCCCUCUCUGAUGGACCUUCCCUCGUUUUCCUCUCAAACAACCGUCGUCACCGACGAGUGGGAGCUCUGCAACGGCGAUGGAUUCAUCUACAAACGCGAGAAACGCCGCCACGUUCUUACCGAACCAUCUUGUUGCCGGUUAAUCCCGAGGAAGAAGAGAAACGAAAGAGAGAGUGGAAGAGGAAAACUCUUCUCUAGGUGAAGGAGAAGUAGAAUAAAGAGAUGAAGCAGUGGGAGGCUUUGGAGAACGCUUUGAAGUCAAUGCAAGAGAAGGCUUUAGAUUUUCAAUUUCAACAGCAAGAAAGAAGGAAAUCAAGGGAGAAAGAAGAGGAAAAGGGAAUCGCGUCGUUCUCAGGGUCGGAGAACAUAGAUAAGGAUAAGAAGGAUAACGACUUUGGCUCUUUGGUUGAUGAGCUUCUUUUGCUGGUAAAUUAUGGAAUUAAUUUUGUUACCCUUUUUUCUCAUGAAAUGGUAAUUCAUAAUGUUUCGAAUCUGUGUGACAUGGCAGAAGCAGUAUGUGAUGAACAGGAGCAGCAAAUGAAGCAAUCUUAUUUCGAUCUUCAUGUUUGGGCAUUGCUUUGUGAUGAGGCAAGCUUGAAGGUUUGGAAAUUAAGAAGUUUUGGCUGGGUAUAUCUUCUCAAGGUAAGUAAAAGCCCUCUUGGUGUGCAUUUGGGAUGUUAUGGCAUGGUAAAUAUAGUUGUGCCAUGUUCUGCAUUUGGGUCAUGAUGGUACCAGCCAGGAUGAGAAUUUUGUGUUCCCAUGCAACUUUGACACAGCGGUGUGAUUGAACUUCGACACAUGAAGAAUGAGCUUGAAAAAAAUUGCAUUUCUCGUGUAAAAUAGUCUUUUGCAUUUUGCACGCUAGCAAGUAUUUUAUAAACUGCAAUCUACAAGUAACAAUGCCACUAAUUAUAGAGACUAUUGGAAAUUGUUCUCUCUUUCUUGCGGUAGAAAGGAAUCUGCAGCCCCGGAUGGGUGAAAAGCUGUAGAUACCAGAAUUUAAACAUCAAACAUUAGACAUAUUUUUUUAAAAAUGGUUUCAUGAACCAAUAAGAUUAAGUUACAAUUUGGAA
Gossypium arboreum is the source of this 1142-nucleotide messenger RNA. RefSeq lists its product as uncharacterized. The transcript is spliced from 3 exons. Lineage: Eukaryota; Viridiplantae; Streptophyta; Magnoliopsida; Malvales; Malvaceae. The coding region runs from base 292 to 795 and encodes 167 amino acids. The record is from RefSeq and is a predicted model, not a curated record.